GUCUGCUCCUUUUCGGCAUCCCCGUUGAGAGCAACUGUGUGACGUCCGUCGAGUGGGGACAAUUAGACCGAGAAAACCCCACACCAGCCCGAGUCACAAUUCUCCAAUCUCCAUCCUCCACCAUCCUCCUGAAUCUCAUCAGGCCCAAUUGCACUCUCACUCACUCCCAAUCCGCUGCAAAACCGCCAUCAUGGCCGACGACGACAAGGUCUCGCCGGCUGCCGCUGCCGCUGCCACCUCUGACCUCAAGGCCACCGACUCAGCUGGCUUCGAUGGCUCCGAUCCUAGCAAGACCCACGCGACCAUCAUCGAGCAUGCCAAGGCUGCUGCCGAUAAGGAGCACAGCAUGACCCUCAUGCAGGGUAUCCGCCUCUAUCCCAAGGCCAUCUUCUGGAGCUUCCUCAUCUCCACGUGCAUUGUUAUGGAAGGCUUCGACAUCAGCUUGGUCAACAACUUCUACGCGUUCCCCCAGUUCAACAAGAAAUAUGGUGAACUAACUGCUGAUGGCACCUAUGAGAUUCCUGCCCCCUGGCAGGCUGGUCUGAGCAACGGUGCCAACUGUGGUUCCAUUAUCGGUCUCUUCAUCAACGGCUGGAUCUCCGAACGCUUCGGUUACCGUUACACUAUCAUCGGCUGCCUCAUCUGGUUGACUGGCUGCAUCACCAUCUUUUUCACUGCUCAGAAUGUCCAGGCCCUGCUCGCCGCUGAGAUUCUCUGCGGUGUCCCGUGGGGUAUCUUCCAGACCAUCACCAUCACCUACGCCUCAGAGGUCUGCCCCGUCGCCCUCCGUGGUUACCUCACCACCUAUGUCAACUUCUGCUGGGGUGUCGGCCAGGAGAUUGGUAUCGGAAUCAUCUACGCCAUGCUGGACCGUGAGGAUGAGUGGGCCUACCGAAUUCCCUACGCCCUCCAGUGGAUCUGGCCCCUUCCUCUCGCCAUUGGCAUCUACUUCGCUCCCGAGUCUCCUUGGUGGUUGGUGCGUAAGGGCCGCCUGGAUGAGGCCAAGCAGUCCCUGGUUCGCCUGACUAGCGUCGACCGUGAGACCGACUUUGACGCCGAUGAGACCAUUGCCAUGAUGGUUCACACCACCGCCCUCGAAGAGAAGAUCACCGCCGGUGCUUCGUACUGGGAUUGCUUCAAGGGUGUCGACCGCCGCCGAACUGAGAUUGUGUGCAUGGUUUGGGCUAUUCAGAACCUCAGCGGCAACUCCUUCUCCAACUAUUCCACCUAUUUCCUCAAGCAGGCCGGUCUUUCUGAGAACAAGUCGUAUGCUUUCGCUCUUGGCCAGUACGCCAUCAACAUGGUCGGUGUUUUCGGUGCCUGGGGUCUGAUGACUCUUGGCCUCGGUCGUCGAACUCUGUACAUUUACGGUCUCUGCGGUCUCUGCACCAUGCUCUUCAUCCUCGGUUUCCUUGGUCUGGUGCCCGACGCUCACCGUGAGCAGGCUGCGCUCGCUACUGGCAGCAUCAUGAUCGGAUGGGCCCUCGUUUACCAACUGACCGUCGGUACCGUCGCCUACUCGCUGGUUGGAGAGAUGUCGUCUCGUCGUCUGCAGAUCAAGACUGUUGUGCUCGGCCGUAACCUUUACAACGUCGUCGGUAUUAUCAACGGUGUUCUUACCCCGUACAUGCUCAACCCCACGGCUUGGAACUGGAGCAACUUCACUGGAUUCUUUUGGGGUGGUAUUGCCUUCUGCUGCAUCGUGUACACCUACUUCCGACUUCCCGAGCCCAACGGCCGAACCUUCGCCGAGCUCGACGUCCUGUUUGAGCGACGCAUCAGCGCACGCAAGUUUGCCGAGACCGAGGUCAACGUGUUCCACGAAUCGGUUGAAGAGAAGGUCAUGGACGAGUAUGAGAAGGUUGGCGUCACGACUUUGGAGAAGACACAGGGCACUGCGUAAAUAUUGGACGGUCCAACGAGACCUGGGUUCGCAAGGAAGCGAGGAAUGCCCUCUGCAUAGGCGUUGAAUGAUGGGGUACGACACGAUCGAUGCACUCGGGGUUACAUCAUGGCGAUAUCUCGGAUCUUACUCGGGAUUGAUAAGUGGUCACGUGGUCGCACGCAUCCCAAUCAACAACGCUGUACGCUGUACAUAUGUACGAUGAUGGAGGGUAGUUAAUUAAAUAUGAUGAUAAAGAGAUAUUUACUACACCAUAUCGC
Molecule: messenger RNA, 2163 nt
Organism: Ilyonectria robusta
Lineage: Eukaryota; Fungi; Ascomycota; Sordariomycetes; Hypocreales; Nectriaceae
Product: general substrate transporter
Exons: 5
Coding region: 191-1903 (570 amino acids)
Biological process (GO): transmembrane transport; carbohydrate transport
Cellular component (GO): membrane
Molecular function (GO): carbohydrate:proton symporter activity
Source: RefSeq, a predicted model, not a curated record